Aedes aegypti (yellow fever mosquito) is the source of this 1981-nucleotide messenger RNA. RefSeq names its product zinc finger protein 431. Bases 89 to 1939 code for a protein of 616 amino acids. Lineage: Eukaryota; Metazoa; Arthropoda; Insecta; Diptera; Culicidae. Gene Ontology annotation, cellular component: nucleus. The record is from RefSeq and is a predicted model, not a curated record. Gene Ontology annotation, molecular function: RNA polymerase II cis-regulatory region sequence-specific DNA binding; DNA-binding transcription activator activity, RNA polymerase II-specific; zinc ion binding. Gene Ontology annotation, biological process: regulation of transcription by RNA polymerase II. The transcript is spliced from 6 exons.
AAUGUUUGUUUGGUUUUCCUUUCAGUUCAGUUUCAGCUUAUUUGGCGAGAAAUUCGCAGCUGAUUUGAACAGUUUAAAUCUUUAAAAAAUGACCGAUGGUUCGACAAAUUGCUUGACUUGUCGGCAGAAAGCGGACGAUAUUCUACGGCUAUCAGACAAAGCCAAUGGUGAGGAUAUUGGUGCUGUUGUUGCGUGCCACUUUUGGUUUCCGGCUGACCAGUAUGAAGAUCGGGUCCUGUGCGGCAUUUGUUGGGAGAAAAUCGAAGACUUUCACAAAUUUUACUGCGAAGUCAAAGAGCUUUGGGAUCAUGAUUAUUUCCCCGGUGGCACCACCGAUAUCAAGACGGAAGACGAUGAUGAAGAUGUCUUGCUACCGGAGCUGCUAUUUACAAGUGAAUUGAUCAAGGAAGAAGUAUCGGAGAAGGGCAUCAAAGUCCAUUCGUUAAAGGCACCAGAUGGUCACGUUUCAAACGACGAGGUCUUAGAAGAAACAGCAGAUGAUUCAGAGGAAGAUUCAACAGUACCUAUAGCCAAAAGAUAUAAACGGAAUAGAAGCAAAGAAAUUGCUUCGAAACGUGCCAAGCCGGUUCGAAGGAAACAACUCAGCAGGACUGAAGAAAAGCCGUUACGCAAACAAGCAGUCAAAAAAAGAGGCGGAUCUUUACUUCAAUGUGACCAUUGUGACGUAGCGAGACUUUUCAAGAGAGAGGACAGUUUACAAAUGCAUCAAUUGAUCAGCCAUUCGGGACAGUUAGAGAAGAAGUUCCAGUGUGACCAAUGCGAGAAAGGAUUUGCAUUCGAAUGGAUGUAUUCCGCACAUAUGAGUUGGCAUCAAAAAGCAGGCUUAAACAUUACUUGUCAUAUAUGUAACAAGUACUUUCACACCCCUCGCACGUUGAAGAAUCACAUCAAGGCCAAUCAUACGGAGAACAUGACCCCAGCACCUGACUCAACUGCAGUCAAUGCGGCGAUUGCGACAACAGAACCAGAAAUUCACACAAGCGACGAAGACAUGGACGUAUUGAUCCGGAAAUUCUGCCCACUUAUCUGCGACAAAUGUGAGUUUGUGGCCGAAAGCUUCCAGGAUCUGAAGAAGCACUUCAGCGCCGUACACAAACAGCAUGUGUAUGCCAAGUGCUGCGACAAGAAGUUUUUCAAGAAGCGAAUGCUCUUCCAGCAUUGUCAGUGGCACGAGAAUCCGGACCUGUUUCGUUGUGAGGUAUGUAAUAAGUCCUUCACUGAAAAGGAAGGCAUUGACCGGCACAACAUAUGGGUCCACACGCCUGAUUCGGAAAAGCCGUUCAAAUGCGAAAUAUGUGAUUCUGCUUAUGCUAGCGAAUACCUGCUGAUACCCCAUAUGAAAUAUCACUUUUCCAUGGAGAAGAAAUCGUUCAUCUGCAAAGAUUGCGGCAAACCUUUCGGAUCCGAGCAUUACUUGCGAACGCAUGAGCAAACCAUACAUGGCACGUCGUUCAAUUUCGUUUGCGAUAUCUGCGCUAAGGGAUUUGCUUCCAAGUCAUUUUUAGACGCACAUCGAUUGACACACACCAAAGAAGGAGCAGCCAGUUUGAAGAAACAAUGCGAACAUUGUAAGAAAUGGCUCAAGAAUCGAAGCUCUCACAAACGCCACGUGCUACGGUGCUUGUCCGAUGGUCCGGUAAAGUGCGAUCUCUGUGGGAAAGAUGUGGCUAACUUGCCCGAUCACAAACGCACCAAUCAUGUGGAACGGCCACUGUUGACGUGUAGUUACUGCGGGAAGCAGUUCAAACGCGCUAUUCGGCACAAGGAGCACGAGGCAAAUCACCGGGGAGAGGUGCUGUAUUCUUGUCCGUUCUGUCCUUAUUCAUGCAACUCAAAUUCCAACAUGUACACUCAUAAGCAUGCAGCACAUGCGGAACAAUGGGCAGCGAAGCUUGCGGAUCGGUUUUAUAGGCGAUGAUGUGCUUUGAAUAAGGUAAGAACAUGUCAUUUAAGCAAUCUA